AAAUGGUUCCGAAAGAUUCCUCCAAUUAAGCCUUCAUAACCUGUAUCGACCUUGGGAUUACCAAGCAACACUUCGAGCUUUUUUUCGAUCAAAACCAGUACAUUUUUGUUUUCUCCAAAAGGCGUAACAUCGGAGAUCAGCGUUUAAUUUGUAAUGGAGGUGAUUCAUCCGAUUCACUAGCAGAAAACCAACAGAGACCGACUGGCAUGGGGACUUCCAGAAGAUUAACUAAGGUGGUCGUCUGUCUACUUCCUAUGUCGCUCCUGAUUUUACUACUCUCCACCGCAAAGGACCAAAAUGCCAUUACGCAGAUCCCUCGUGUAGGUAAAGUUCUUUGCGUCAACAUCAAAUUGGCCGUUGAUCCACCAGUAGCCGACGGCCUAAUUAUGCAAAAGGAUGUACGUGCCAGCCAGUGGAAAACUUUCAACAGUACAUCGCAGAAAGGAUUGACGGAUCGACGCAUAGUCUUUCACGAAACGAGCGGUACCAACGAACUCACCUUCCGCCAGUGUUGCGCUGUCGAAUCGGCUGCCAAAAACAACCCUGAACGGCCUGUCCAGCUCUUUCUCCGACCGCUAUUCAUCCCUUGUCAUGAACAUUUGUCUUAUCAUCCAUCGGAUCUGUUCCACAAACCACUGUGGUUAGAUAUUCUUUCCAACUACCCGAACGUCGAGGCGAUUUUACUCAACGAAGAGCACUACUUCGCUGGAACGCCGUUGCAGAGUUGGUACGAUGCUGGGAAAUGGCGUAAAACUCGGCACGAAACAGUUCAUUUCUCUGAUUACAUUCGAUUUCUUACCCUUCACAAAGGAGGUGGCCUGUAUUUGGACACGGACGUGUUAACCCUACGACCUCUUCAAGGUGACAAAUUUCGUAAUUUUCUGUCUUACGACAAUGUUGCUAUGGAUGGCAUCAGUAGCGGUGUUAUGCACAUGGAAGCGGGUCAUUGGUUGGCUACCGCAAUGAUGCGAUAUCUGGCUGAAGAAUACGACCCGUUUGAAUUUGCGUUCCACGGAACUCAAGCCGUGAGUGCUUUGAUGAGUUCCGCGUGCGGAAUAGAACAAGGCGAUCCUAAAUCCAACACUUGCAAAGACAUUCACCUCCUGCCAUCACGUUUUUUCUUCCCUAUCGUAAAGCAGUUAGCUUCUGAAAAGUUGGACAGAGCGAGGGUCAUGUCUUUAAAGGGACCGGGCGUUUUAACUCGAUUGAACACGAGCUAUGGCGUUCAUACGUGGAAUACCAUGAGGAAUGAUCCUGGAGACCUCGCCAAUAAUCCUAGCGUUUUUGGUUCCCUGGCUCAGAUUCAUUGUCCAAUGUCUGUGGCUAGGGCUUCAGAAUUUCUAAAUUAAUUCUUGACCAAGCCUAGGCAACAAUCCGCUAGGAGGGCUCCAUUUACAGCUGACUUUGCUUGGGGCUCUUUCAGUUUCAUAGCAACUAAUCCUCGUCCAACUGCUCACAUGUAUUCUGUCCAAUAGUCGAUUGUUAUUCAUCAUGCCAACCAUUCCCGUCAAAUUUCGGUUCAAAUACAACAUUUUAAAUGUCACAAA
Molecule: messenger RNA, 1547 nt
Organism: Daphnia magna
Lineage: Eukaryota; Metazoa; Arthropoda; Branchiopoda; Diplostraca; Daphniidae
Product: lactosylceramide 4-alpha-galactosyltransferase-like
Exons: 2
Coding region: 207-1349 (380 amino acids)
Biological process (GO): glycosphingolipid biosynthetic process
Molecular function (GO): hexosyltransferase activity
Source: RefSeq, a predicted model, not a curated record